This is a messenger RNA of Phalaenopsis equestris, 3515 nucleotides long. Its product is annotated as multisubstrate pseudouridine synthase 7. Gene Ontology annotation, biological process: pseudouridine synthesis. Bases 9 to 2168 code for a protein of 719 amino acids. Gene Ontology annotation, molecular function: pseudouridine synthase activity; RNA binding. Gene Ontology annotation, cellular component: nucleus. The record is from RefSeq and is a predicted model, not a curated record. Lineage: Eukaryota; Viridiplantae; Streptophyta; Magnoliopsida; Asparagales; Orchidaceae. The transcript has 21 exons.
CCGGCAAAAUGAGGCCAGCCAUAUUCUCCAUAUCUGUUCUGGCUCUUCUCCCCCUCCCCAAACCUCCCUCCCCUCGAAAACCUUCCUCAGCCACCGUUGCAAUGGUCGCCAUGGCGAAAUCUCUGGAUGAGUCGGACGUCGGAAUCUACUGCUACUCCUCUACUCUACCCGGCUUCAAGGCUAUUAUGAAGCAGAGGUAUUCGGAUUUCAUUGUUAAUGAGGUGGAUCUCGACGGGAGCAUUGUUCACAUAACCUCAUUUGAUCUGCCGCCCGGGUGCUCUGAAGAGGAGGAAGAAAAUAGUACUUCUUUAGCUCAUAAGAGCUACAUAGAUGAAAUUGAAUUGUUUCGAACCCUUGCUGGUGAAGCCAAUGCUGAGUUAUUGAAAGAAUUUCUUCAAAAAGCUGCGGCUACUGUGAAUGAAGAGUUGCCUCCUAUUGUUCUAGCUCCAGAUAGCGAUAAGUCUCACCGUACAGAGGUUCAUAAUUUCAUCAAGAAGAAUUUCAAAUCGCUUGUAACAGAUACAGUUGAUGGAGAGGAUGCCAAUUCCAAAUGUGUAAGGAUUAGAUUCUUCUCUGGCAAAGGUGUAAAGGGUAGAAGAGGGAAGAAGAGGAAAGAUAUGGAGGAUUCAGGAAGGAGAAAUGACAUACCCUUUGACGGUAGAGGUGCAGAUAAUUGGUCUGAGGAGCAAGGGAAGUUCCUAAGGUUUCAUCUUUACAAAGAGAAUAAAGAGACCCACGAGGCCUUGGGGAUUAUUGGAAAGAUGCUAGGUAUCCAGCAACGCUCUUUUGGCUUUGCUGGAACAAAAGAUAAACGGGCCAUAACAACUCAAAGGGUGACUGUAUUUAAGCUGCAUCCAAAAAGGUUAGCUGCUCUAAAUUGCAGAUUGUUUGGCAUUAAACUUGGAAACUUUUGUUAUGUGAAGAAAGGACUUCUUCUUGGUCAGUUACUGGGGAACAGAUUCACAAUUACUUUGAGAGAUGUUGUUGCAGAUUCAGAAGAUGCCAUAAAAGCAGCUGCUGAAGGCUUAAAAAGGAGUGGUUUCAUCAAUUAUUAUGGUUUGCAGCGGUUUGGGAGUGGUUCUGUUCCAACUCAUCUGAUUGGAGCCACACUCCUUCGCGGAGAGUGGAAGACUGCGGUAGAUUUGAUUCUUGAUCCAAGGGAUGGGGAAAGAUCUGCCAUUAAAGAGGCACGCGAGAAGUACAAGCAAAUUGGUGAUGUUGAUUUGAUGUUAAGACAAUUACCUCAUCAUUUGGUUGCUGAGAGGGCCAUUUUAAAGUGUUUAAAGAAAUGUCCGGGCAACUACUUGCAAGCUCUGCUGGGAAUACCUAGGACACUUAGAUUAAUGUAUGUGCAUAGUUACCAAAGUUAUUUGUGGAAUCAUGCUGCCAGUAUGCGAGUAAGAAAACAUGGUAUUGCACAGGUUGUGCUUGGAGAUCUGGUCUUUUGCAAGAGUGAUAAUUUUAAGAAGGUAGCUUCUUUUGAGAGCAUUGAGCCUUCAUACGAAGGUAGUGAUGGAGAGCACACUAAUAGUUUACCUGAUAUAUCUGAUGCCGCACUUCCUGAGGAAAAGGUUCGGCUUGUAAAGACUAUAAAUUCUGAGGAUCUGAUUAGUGGAGAUUAUACGUUUGAAGACGUUGUACUUCCUUUACCUGGAUCAAGGACUAUCUAUCCAAACAAUGAUAUAGCUGAAAUUUAUCUUGAUAUAUCUAAAGAGGAUGGUAUCAGCUUGACAGAAAGUGUUCAUGGUGUCAAGGAGUUCUCUAUUACAAGCAUGACGGGAGACUACCGGCGUGUUUUCCAGCGUCCUAUAGAUUAUAAUUGGGAAUUGCUAACUUAUGUGGAUAACAAUGAGUCCUUGGCAAAAACAGAUCUAGAUUUUAUUUCUGGACCAAAACCCACUGAUUUGGUGACAAACACGCGUUGUAUUAAUACAGGUUCGGAUUUCGCGUUAGACGAUCUGCUGGCCACAAAAUGUGUUGGGUCUGAUGGUUUUGUGUCCAAGGUUCAAAAUGGGGCAAAUGCAACAGUGAAGUGUAAAUUUUCUGCACCGAAGGUGGCCUUGAAGUUAGGCUUUACUCUCCCUGCUUCAUGUUAUGCCACAAUGGCAAUCAGAGAGCUGCUUAAGUCAUCAACUUUGGUAACUUCUCAGAAGACAGCGAACCACUGAUCACAAACCAGGACAUUCAUUCAUAUUUAUGUUUUUAAUUAGUAAGAUUGGAAAUCCGUUUUCCAGACUUGGGUAGCUUUUACGACCCCUACCGCAUUCCCACCCCAUCCCCCGGGGACCGGUCAAAAGCCAAAGCACCGGCCCGCCUGACCGGUCGUGUUCGCGAGGGGAAGCAAAGGGGCAUAACCUUGCUGCGGCAAAAAAAGGGAAAAGAGCAUGUAGGGACCACAAGAGGCUUGGAGAAAUUAAAGAAGGUUUGGAGGGAAAGUGGGAAAGGAAAUUUUUCAAAUGUCAUUGGGAGGAUUCUUUUAAAGGGAAGAACCUAGGAUUUAAUUUUUCGUGCAUGUUUUUGUUUGACUGUUCUUUUCUUUCUUUUUGUGGUAUUCCUAACGAUGUCUAGGGUGUGAGAGAGACGAUCUACCUCUAGAAAGUAGAUCAUGCUUGUAUUUUUCUUAUUUUCCUUUAAUUUUCGUAAGAGCAACCCGUGUUUAUGUUUCUUCCACCUAUCUAUUGUCGUUUCAUUGUGGUUUGUUCGCUGAUUUUGGUUUCGAGGCGUAUCAGUAGCAUACAUGUAAAAAACAAUGUUUAGAUAUUAUAUAUGAAAAAAGAAUUGGAAUUGACUGGUAUAUGUUUAAAUGGUUUGCUUUCACAUCAUAUUAAAUUUUUAGAUGCUGAGGUUACAUUGGGUUUCAAAUAUAAAGAUCGGAGAAGAUUAUGAUUGUCUAAUUGACACUAUAAUAUAUGAAGACUGAUUAUAAUUGUGGGCCGACGCAUCGAGGUUUAUUGACAUAGAUCCACGAAGAUGCAUCAUGAAUUCACCUGAGAACUCUAACUUGAGUUAUUUGGAUGGUUGUUUUCUUAGAUUUUUUAAUUAAUCAACUGUUUCCUUGUUUUAAAAUGUGGACCUUGUAAAGAGUUUCCUAAACCCCUACCCUUAAAAAGAAGAAAAUUAAAGGAAAACUAGCCAUAAACAUGUCACUUGGGCAUUCUUUUUGUCUGUCACCAUUGAUCCAGGCAUCCUUGCUUUGGAGCCCACCUUUCCCGCUAUUGCAGGAUGGGAUCCCGUUUAAUCUACAAUAAUCUCCCACAUAACCCAAGCAGAGCGAGAUCGCUCGAUUUGGGGUCGAAACAAGGAUUUCUUACCUAUUGUUGUUGUCGGUUCUUGUGUGGCCUAAAUUUGAAUUAGAAUGAGGGGUUUUUUUCCUCUUUUUUUUUUGUUUAAAGGACUAUUUAUAUGUUAUUUUUUUGGUUUUACAGACUUGCUAUUGCUAUUGUGUUCGGAUAUUUUAAUCUCUUUUUUAUAUUUUCCAGCGGUGUGUUCUCAUUGUUUUAUAAGUGUUUGUAUUU